CACUCAUGUUUCUCUGUUGUCCUACGUAGGAAAGAUGGCGGCGGUACAAGUCGCCGGCUCUGCUGGGCGCGAAGUGCCACGAGAGCCACCUCCAGAGCGCAGCAGUGGAUUUCGCUGCUUGUCGGCCAGGCUCUGCGCCCUGCGCCCGGAUGACAGCAGCUCCGCCCGGACCGAGAUCCACCUGCUGUUCGACCAGCUCAUCUCUGAGAACUACAGCGAGGGCGGCGGCGUGGCUCCGGAGGAUGUCUGUACUCUUCUUGUCCAAGCUUGCCGACUGGUACCUUUUAAUCAGAAUCAUCUUGUCAGCAAAGUGUCUCAACUUAUCCACCAUUUACUUAACAGAUUACAGGUCAUUGUGGAUGAACGGAACCUGGCUUUCCUGCUGGGGUAUGCUAUUUCUGCUCUUCAGCAGUGUAGUUCCUGGACACACGUGGAAAUCCUUCAAGCCCUGGCAGCUCUGGUUUACUGCAAUGGCUCAAAAUGUCAAAAGUACCUCCCAGACUUGCUGGGCAAGAGCGGGAUUUUGAUGACGUUGAGUGACUUGGCUCAGCCCGACCCUGAAGUCAGGAGAGCUGCCGUGCACUGUAUGGCAAACUUGUGUCUCAGUGUGCCGGGACAGCCAUACUUGGAGGAGCCCUACCCAAAUAUCUGCUUCCAGGCUUUCUUGACCACUUUACAGUCUCCAAAAUCAUCUGAUAUGGAUGACAUCACGUUUUGCAUGUUGUUACAAAAUGCAUUAAAAGGUAUACAGUCUCUUCUAAAUGGGGGCAAGAUGAAACUAACACAGACUGAGGAACUUGGAGCUCUUCUGGCUGUGCUAAAGAAAUCUAUGUUUCAUGGACUCCCGGGACUAAACAUAGAGCUGCCCACGGUGUUAUACCCGACUCUACUUCCUCAGUACGACGGGCGACCACCUGUCAAACCACAGCAACCUGAAUCCAGCACUUCCCGACCAACUCUGAAUAAAAAGAAAAAAUCAAAAGUCAAAUCGAAGAAAAUCCAGCAAGAAGAAGAGGAAGAGGAAGAAUCCAGUGGUGAAAGAGGGGUAGCCCCCGUCGCUGGCUCAGGCAGAGAGCUCCUGCGUGAGGGGAACACUCCCUCUUCCUCGACCCUGGGAGGCCAGAGUUUGCCCGUAGAGGGAGAUGGCGCUGCAGGGAAAGACCUGUUCUCCCCGCCCAUCCGUUCUGCCAGCUGGAAAAGGGUCAGCAGUAGUGAGUCUGACUACUCCGACGCAGAGGGAGGCAUGCCGAGUAAAAUGAGGUCUUACCAAGCCAAAGUUCGCCAAGGAGCAUUAGCUUGUUUUCUUUCUACUAUAAAAUCUAUAGAAAAAAAAGUUCUUUAUGGCUACUGGUCAGCCUUUGUUCCCGAUACACCUGAGCUUGGCAGCCCUCAGUCCGUGUCCUUGAUGACUCUUACAUUAAAAGAUCCUUCUCCGAAGACACGUGCCUGUGCUCUGCAAGUUCUAUCUGCCAUCUUGGAAGGCUCAAAGCAGUUUCUUUCUGUUGCUGAAGAUACCAGUGACCAUCGAAGGGCUUUCACUCCCUUCUCUGUGAUGAUUGCAUCCAGCAUUAGAGAAUUGCACCGAUGUCUUCUGUUAGCGCUGGUGGCCGAGUCGUCCUCACAGACCCUUACUCAAAUAAUUAAGUGCCUUGCAAAUUUAGUAUCAAAUUCACCAUAUAACCGUCUGAAACUCAGCCUGUUGACCAAAGUCUGGAACCAGAUAAAGCCUUAUAUUCGCCACAAAGAUGUGAAUGUUCGCGUGUCAAGCCUCACUCUCUUGGGAGCCAUCGUGUCCACUCACGCACCUUUACCUGAAGUCCAGUUGCUCUUACAACAGCCCUGUUCUUCCGGACUCAGCAGUAGCAAUUCAGUGACUCCCCACCUCGGCACUCCUGAUCGGUGCAAGAAAGCCCCCCCAGGACCCUUUCUGGAGGAAGCAUCAGUUAGCUCCCCAAGGGGGUCUUCAGAGCCCUGCUGGCUCAUCCGACUCUGCAUUUCCACUGUUGUGCUGCCCAAGGAGGAUUCCUGUUCGGGUAGCGAUGCUGGCUCUGCAGGAGGAAGCACUUACGAACCAUCCCCCAUGCGGCUGGAGGCCUUACAGGUGUUGGCUCAUCUGGCCAGAGGUUACUUUUCAAUGGCUCAAGUGUACUUGAUGGAGCUUGGAGAGGUGAUUUGCAAGUGCAUGGGGGAAGCAGAUGCGUCCAUUCAGCUUCAUGGAGCAAAGCUUUUGGAAGAGCUGGGCACAGGCUUAAUUCAACAGUAUAAACCGGACUCUACCGUGCCGUCUGAUCAGAGAGCACCAGUCACCGUGGUGGUGACGUUCUGGACUAUGAUGCUGAACGGCCCUCUGCCCAGAGCCCUGCAGAAUUCCGAGCACCCGACUCUGCAGGCGAGCGCCUGCGAUGCCCUGUCUUCCAUCCUGCCCGAAGCCUUCAGCAGCCUGCCGAGUGACAGGCAGAUCCUGUGCCUCACCAUGCUGCUCGGGCUGAACGACAGCAAGAACCGAUUAGUGAAAGCGGCGACCUCACGGGCCCUUGGAGUCUAUGUGCUUUUCCCCUGUCUCAGACAGGAUGUCAUCUUUGUUGCAGACACAGCAAAUGCAAUAUUGAUGUCACUUCAAGACAAAUCUCUGAAUGUCCGGGCCAAAGCAGCCUGGUCCCUGGGCAACCUGACAGAUACUCUGAUUGUCAACAUGGAGACACCAGACCCCAGCUUCCAGGAAGAGUUCUCUGGUCUCCUGCUCCUAAAGAUGUUGCGAUCAGCGAUAGAAGCAUCCAGGGAUAAAGACAAGGUAAAAAGCAAUGCAGUCCGGGCCCUUGGAAAUUUGCUUCAUUUUUUGCAGCCAUCUCAUAUAGAAAAGCCCAGGUUUGCUGAAAUCAUUGAGGAGGCCAUCCAGGCCCUAAUUUCUACUGUUCUAAUUGAGGCUGCCAUGAAAGUCCGGUGGAAUGCCUGUUAUGCAAUGGGGAAUGUAUUUAAAAAUCCUGCUCUUCCGUUAGGAACAGCCCCAUGGACCUCCCAGGCCUACAAUGCCCUGACAUCGGUUGUAACAUCAUGCAAGAAUUUCAAAGUGCGCAUCAGAUCCGCCACUGCCCUUUCCAUCCCGAGCAAGAGAGAGCACUAUGGCUCUGUUGACCAGUAUGCUCAGAUCUGGAACGCAUUGGUCACUGCCUUACAGAAGAGUGAAGACACCACAGACUUUCUGGAAUUCAAGUACUGUGCCAGCCUACGGACCCAGAUCUGCCAGGCACUCAUUCACCUCCUGAGCUUGGCCAGCGCCUCCGACCUGCCCUGCAUCCGAGAAACUCUUGAAUUGAAUGGGGACAUGGUGCAGUCAUUUAUCCUACAGUUUCUAAAAUCAGGAGCAGAGGGAGAGGACCCUGGAGCACCCCACAGCUCGCAUGAAAGAGGCCAGCUGGUCAGAAGGGCCCUGGAGCACGUAAGCAGUAUCCAGGCACUGACCAGCGACACAGCCAAAAGGGCCAUCAUGGGCUUUUUAGAAGAUCUCCUCACCAUUUAUUUUGACUCGUCUGGAUCCCAAGAAGUGAUCCCAGAAUUAGCAAGUCGGGGAAUAGUCUGCCGCACUUCUAAGUGUUAGGUGGUAAUAGAAAGACAUAGGCUUGCCUACUAGAUAUGCAGGAUUUAAUUUUAGGGGCAGAAACAACCUGUUCACCUUUAUUUAGAAUAGGUUAGCAUCUCUUGAAAUUUUUCCUUGAAGGGCUCAGCCACCUCAGAGAGUGGUUCCAUGGCACGGGCCACGGUACAGGCUGCUGGAGCCUCUGACCUGUGCGGCGGGAGCCCGGAGACAGGGUUGAAUGCGGAUGGAGCAGGUCGGGUGGUCAUGAAGGGCAUUUAGCCUCACAAGGUAGAAACAAAAAACAAAGGAAUUUAGAGAUUAGGAUGUUGUGUCUUGUGUCUCCGGGAAUUGUUUUGCUUUUAUAAUAAACUAAUGAAAAA
Molecule: messenger RNA, 3954 nt
Organism: Lontra canadensis (Northern American river otter)
Lineage: Eukaryota; Metazoa; Chordata; Mammalia; Carnivora; Mustelidae
Gene: HEATR6
Product: HEAT repeat containing 6
Exons: 21
Coding region: 35-3595 (1186 amino acids)
Source: RefSeq, a predicted model, not a curated record